Messenger RNA from Chrysemys picta bellii (western painted turtle), 3097 nucleotides. Its product is annotated as V-set and immunoglobulin domain-containing protein 4-like. NCBI's taxonomy places the organism in Eukaryota, Metazoa, Chordata, Testudines, Emydidae. Gene Ontology annotation, molecular function: complement component C3b binding. Gene Ontology annotation, biological process: negative regulation of T cell proliferation; negative regulation of macrophage activation; negative regulation of interleukin-2 production. The record is from RefSeq and is a predicted model, not a curated record.
GAUAAAAUAAUUAAGGGGAGAUGAUUUCUCUUCACCUUUUCUUCCUUCCUUUUGAACAUUUCAUGCUAGUGUCCCUUCUGCCCAGCUCUAGAAGCUGUUCAGAUUGAAAGUAGAGAUGCCAGAACACUUCUCAAAAUAUCAGAGAUGCCCAGAUAUGGGAAACCAUUCCCUAUCAGAAUCACUGCUUCUCAGGAUCUAGCCCUCCAUCCCAUAAGCCUGGCCACCAUCUUUGUUCCUAGAUGUAUGCAUUUAGGUUUAGUCUCAUUAAAACCUGUAUUGUUUGCUUGCUUGCCCCCAGUUUACUAAACAAUCCUGAUGGCUGUGCAUUAGUGACCUGUCUUCUUACUUAUUUACCUCUCCCCCAAUUUUUCUAUCAUGUGCAAAUUUUAUCAGUGAUUUUGUUUCCUGACAGGUCAUUGAUUAAAAAGCUAAAUAGUACAGAGCCAAGAACCGAUCUCUGGAAAACCACUUGGGAAGCCAACCUGAUUGAUUGAGUCCCUGUUUACAGUUACAUUUUGAGACCUAUCUGUUAGCCAGUUUUUAACCCAUUUAAUGUGUGCCACGUUAAUUUUAUAUUGUUCUAGGUUUUGUUUAACAAAAUGCCAUGUGGUACCAAGUCAAAUGCCUUGAAGAUGUCUAAUAUAUUAAGCCAACAUUAUUACAUUUAAGAACCAAACUUGUAAUCUCAUUAAAAAAAGCCAUCAAGUUAGUUUGGCAGAACCUAUUUCCCAUAAACCCAUGUUGAUUUGCAUUAAUUUGCAUUAAUUAACAGAGUCCCAUAUCAGUUGCUCCAUUAUCUUGGCCGGGAUUGACGUCAGGCCGAGAGGCCUAUGAUUACCCAGGUUUACCCUUUAUAAAAAUUGGCACAACACUUGCUUUCUCCUGGUCUUCUGGAACUUCCCCAGUGCCCCAAAACUUAUUGAAAAUCAAUAUUAACAAUCCACCAAGCUCCUCAACCAGCCAAAGUCCACACAUUGAACAAUGAGGAGAAAACAAAAUCAAACAGCUGUUCAUUCACCAGCCAUUUUGUGCACUGAAUGAGACAGGGGUCCUGUGGAAAAAAUGUGAUCAUAUAAUUCAAUACUGUACCUUAAUGCAUAUACACAAGGGCCCUGAAUGGAUUUGGCACAGUCUAUCUUAAUUCUGGCACUUCCUAACUAUUGAGUGCUUCUCUUUUCAACCAUAAUGUGCUUUUAACAGAACUCGCGUGUGUGGUAGAGAAUAUAAAUAUAUGGCCUUUGAGAGAAGAAUGGAAAACAUGAAGAGAAGGCAAAAAUGUCCAAUUAAAAAGAUAAUCAAAGGAAGCAAUUACUUGGACAAUCAAAUGAAUGGCAAGCAAGGCAGACUCAAAGUAAGGGCAAUAUAUAAUGGUAAAAGAGAAGAAAAAACGGAGUCCUUUUUCUUAACUCCAUCCUUCAUUAGGAUCUGUCCUAUCUGUACAACCGUCACUCAGCCACCAGUAAGACAUACUUGUGGGUUUUGUGAAAGAAGGAAGGAAAAGAGCAGCAGCAACAACUCUGUGUGCUAGCCGAGUGAGUGAGUGAGUGCUGAAAGGAAGUAUGGCUGCCUUGGCAUCUGCUGAUAAGAGAGGAGGUCCAGGGCAAGAGAAGUAGCUGCGGUUCUGUGAAGAAUGGAAAAGUUAGAGUGGUUAGUGGUGUUCGUGAAUUCCUUCACCUUCUGCAAUGCCAUCCUGGAACUGACUGGCACCCACAACAUUGAAGGGAUAUGGAAGAGUUCCGUCACCUUGCCAUGUGUCUACAGGCCUUCCCAGGACUUUGUGCAGCAAACAGUCAUUUGGACCUUGGACCGAGAUCAAAGCCCUGCUACCGUCUUUCGAAGGGAUAGCUCUGGCAAUCACAUCCUGUUGUCACAAUACAGAGGUAGGGUCAGCAUGCCAAAUAGCACACCAGGGGAUGUCUCUCUUGAAAUUGAGAAGCUUGAAGUCACAGACCGUGGACACUACACUUGCAAAGUCACCUGGAGAACCCAGAACAAGAGCCUGCUAACAAGGGAGAGAACCACUACAGUUAAUGUUGUUAAAGUUGCAGUGACUAAACCCAUCGUCAGACCAGGCCCUCUGGGAUUCACUGUACCAAAAGGGGCUAGGACAAGCCUGACCUGCUCUACCAAUGGAUCCCCACCCAUCACCUACCGAUGGUUCAAGGGAGAGCCAGGAGGAAACGCAGUGCAUGUGAGCAGUCACGCUGUACUCAUGUUUGAUUCUCUGCGAAUGUCUGACAUGGGGAAAUAUUACUGUGAAGCAGAAAACAGAGCACGCUCACAAGUCAUACAGCAGAGUGAUGCAGUGCAGCUGACUGUGAGAGCCCUUACAAAACCAGCAACCAUGGUACCCUGCUCUGAGACCAAGGCGCACACCAUCGUCUCGGAAGGAGGUUACCAGAGGACCAGCCUGCCCCUCUAUCUCAUCAUCCUGAUCGUUGUGCUCUGUGUGGCUAUGGUGUUUGUUGUCAUUGCGGUCGUCUUGUGUAGGAGAAAGACCGAGAAGGAUAAUCCAAAUGAAGUAACAGAUCAUAACUCCAUGAACCUCACAAGAGGAGAGACUUGUUCAGGUGUCAAUGUCAAGUGCACGUAUGAGGAAGCAAAAUCUAGAGGUGAAAACAAUUAUACAUCACAGCCUGUGAAAGAGAAUGAAUAUGAGACAAUUGGCACAGUGAAAAACGACUAUGCGACUCUUGUGAAAGCAACAGCAUCUGAAUAUGAACUGGGGGAUGUUCCAUAGAAAACCAGCAUUUACACACCAGCAGCAGUGCAGAAGAUAGGGCUGUAGAGCUUGAAUGGUGACCAUUCAUUAAGGGAAGCCCUUCAUCCUUUCCACCCUCUUCUCCAAUAACAAUAUUAAAGCAAUGAGCUUAACUGUUGAAGGGCAAUUGCAUCACCCUCUGGUUCUUCAUGGAAUCCAGUCUGCCCUAUUGAUUCUUGAAAACUUGCAUGAAACCUUCCUAAGAUCAGCUUCUUGGUGUAAACUAUCCAGGAAUGAUACAAGGUGAGAAGUUUCUCUCUCUCUCUCUCUCUCUCCUGGAUUUAACAUUGAGCACAGACAAUGGAAGGUCCUUUAAUAAUGCGAGGAGAGUUCAGG